AUUUGGCAUCCGGGGAAAGAACUCUGACCAUUGACAACCUAUUUAAAUAGAUAGUAUUAAAGUCCAACAACACUUGCAAACAGUCUAACCCUUUGUGCCACUGUUGGCAUUCUUGGGAACAAAUUGACACUGCCUUUGUUCAUUUGCGUUAUGCUAAUGAAAGCCAGAAGAGGAAGGAGAUCUCAGGCCUUUUGGCCCUCCAUUGUGAUGAAGAAAUGGCUUAAUAUUGCUCCUAAAGUGUAUGAUUUCAGUGAAGAUGAAGUUGACACUGAAACGGAGAGUGAGGAUGAUGGUUGGUCUCUCAGGGUGGUUGAAGAUCAUGGACAUAGAAAACGGGGGAAGCUUAAUGAAUGCGAGACUCAAACUGAAUUGUAUUGCUCAGGGAAACCAAGACACAGGAGAGGGAAAUCAGAAACGUUGAGAGUUGAGUAUAUUAACAAGAAAGAAGUGAGAGUUACAGUAGGUACUUGGAAUGUGGCUGGAAGACUUCCAGAUGAGGAUCUAGACAUUGAUGAAUGGAUUCAUAUGCAAGAACCUGCAGAUAUCUAUAUUCUUGGCUUCCAAGAGGUGGUCCCACUGAGUGCUGGAAAUGUACUUGGAGCAGAAAAUAGAAGACCUGUUCCUAAAUGGGAAGCCAUCAUCCGAAGAACAUUAAACAGGACACAAGAACCUGAAACUACGAUCAAGAGUUAUAGUGCUCCACCAUCUCCAGUUUUAAGGACUUCUUCUGCUGCUGACAUAAUUGCUGAUGUUGUUGAUACUCCUGCACUGGAUAUGAUGGCAGAUGCAUCACUGGACACAACUUCGUUUCGAGAAAACAACCUAGGAGAGAGUAUACAUUUCUAUGGCACUGAUUGUGAUAGUAGAUUGGAUUGGCCUGAACGUUCACUUGAUGCAACACCUCAAGUUCUUUCUUCUAGUUUCAAGUUGAGGAGAGUCUUGAGUAGUUGCGCGAGAGUUGGUUUUGGUAGCAUAGACAACCCUCUUGCUUUUGAUGGCAGAGGGUUAAAGAGGGUGCACCAAAGCUCAGGAAACUUAGGAUUAAUGUGGAUGGAUCAACAAGAUCUUGUUGAUUCUCUUUCUGAUCAAUUUCCUGACGAGGAAAAUGACUUGUGUGAAGAAUUUCCAGAGGUCAACAAAGAAGAAAGUUCACUUCUAAAUCAUACACGUCGAAUGUAUGUUCGUAUUGUGAGCAAGCAGAUGGUUGGUAUAUAUGUAUCAGUUUGGGUACGUAGAAGAUUGAGGAGGCACAUAAACAACUUGCAAGUCUCGUCUGUUGGUAUUGGACUAAUGGGGUACAUGGGCAAUAAGGGAUCUGUUUCUGUGAGCAUGUCUCUUUUCCAGUCACGGCUAUGCUUUGUUUGUUCUCAUUUGUCAUCUGGUCAAAAGGAUGGAGCUGAGCAAAGGCGUAACUCUGAUGUCAAUGAAAUCAUGAGGCGUACUCGUUUCUCAUCCAUAUUUCACACAGAUGCAGAUGAACCACAAACAAUUCCAUCUCAUGAUCAGAUAUUCUGGUUUGGAGAUUUAAAUUAUCGAAUCAGUAUGGUAGAUGCUGAGGUACGGAAGCAUAUCGCAAAAAAGCAGUGGAAUGAACUUCUGAAUAGUGAUCAGUUAAGCAAAGAGCUCCGAAAUGGACAUGUCUUUGCUGGUUGGAAGGAAGGGUUGAUUAACUUUGCACCAACUUACAAGUAUGAAAUCAACAGUGAUAGAUACAAUGGAGAAAUUCCGAGAGAAGGGGAAAAGAAGAGAUCACCAGCAUGGUGUGAUCGUAUACUCUGGUUUGGAAAUGGUAUAAAACAGCUCUUCUACAAGCGAGCAGAACUAAGACUGUCAGAUCAUCGGCCUGUAAGUUCAAUGUUCUCAGUACAAGUGGAAAUAUUUGACCACAGAAAGCUACAGAGAGUUCUAAAUGUUAACAGCGCUGCUAUACAUCCUGAGAUUCUUCUUGAAACUGGAGAGUAAGACUUGAAGCUUCUGCAAACAACUUGCUAUCAACCUUGACAGUAGAUGAUUAUUCCAUUAAUGGAGAAACUGCUAGAAUACAACUUGGGAAGAGAAGAGAUACAACAAAUAAGACUGCAUCGUGCUAAAGAAAGUAUGUAACACAGAUAAUCCACUAGACUAGACUGUGAUCAUCUCUCAGGGAUGAACAUCAUAUACUCGAGCGACCAAAAGCUUGGCUACAACCAAAAUGUGUUUAAUGUUGUAUAAAUCUAUAUUGUCGCUGAAAUUUUCUUUAGUGAUUUUCCCUUGUAUUUUUGAUCGGGGUUAUCCUAUACUGUAUUUUUCAUAGGCUUGUUUCCAAUAGUGUGAAUUUAGUUCAUCCGAAGGUUUUCCUUACUUCUCUUCUCAUCUCUUUCUUUCUUUACAUUUCCCAUUGAAAAGAAGGGAAUAGCUGUAUAGUUUAGUAAAUUCUAUCUAGAAGUAAUAUUUUGCCUGUAAAUGACCAACUGAACUGAUCAUCUUGAAUAAAAUUUCUUUACUGAU
This is a messenger RNA of Nicotiana attenuata, 2487 nucleotides long. RefSeq names its product type I inositol polyphosphate 5-phosphatase 2-like. The record is from RefSeq and is a predicted model, not a curated record. The transcript is spliced from 10 exons. Gene Ontology annotation, biological process: phosphatidylinositol dephosphorylation. Bases 151 to 1962 code for a protein of 603 amino acids. NCBI's taxonomy places the organism in Eukaryota, Viridiplantae, Streptophyta, Magnoliopsida, Solanales, Solanaceae. Gene Ontology annotation, molecular function: phosphatidylinositol-4,5-bisphosphate 5-phosphatase activity; inositol-polyphosphate 5-phosphatase activity; phosphatidylinositol-3,4,5-trisphosphate 5-phosphatase activity.